Molecule: messenger RNA, 1100 nt
Organism: Anopheles maculipalpis
Lineage: Eukaryota; Metazoa; Arthropoda; Insecta; Diptera; Culicidae
Gene: Hao
Exons: 3
Coding region: 1-1092 (363 amino acids)
Molecular function (GO): oxidoreductase activity; FMN binding
Source: RefSeq, a predicted model, not a curated record
AUGGCGCUGGUAUCGGUGCGUGAUUACGAGCAACGAGCGCAUGAAAUUAUCCCGCGGAACGCGCUCGACUACUACCGGAGUGGGGCCGGCGAUGAGCUGUCGCUCCACCUCAACCGUACCGGUUUCGAUCGUCUACGGAUCCGGCCCCGAAUGCUGCAGGGUGGUGCCACACGCGAUCUCACCUGUACCGUGUUUGGUGAACGCUUUGCCCUGCCAAUCGCUAUCUCUCCUACCGCGAUGCAACGCAUGGCCCAUCCCGAGGGUGAGGUGGCUAAUGCAAAGGCAGCCGCCAGCAGACAGUGUCUCUUCACGCUGAGCACCAUCAGUACAAGCUCGAUCGAGGAAGUGGCUAAUGCGACACCGAACGCACCGAAGUGGUUCCAGCUGUACAUCUAUCGCGAUCGCCAGCUGACGGAGGGUUUAGUACGCCGGGCGGAAAAGGCCGGUUAUCGUGCGAUCGUGCUGACAGUGGAUGCACCCCUGUUUGGACUGCGGCGGGCCGAUAUGCGCAACAAGUUUUCGCUGCCACCACACCUGACGAUGGCAAACUUCGUUGGAAAAGCUGCAAACAUUCGCAGCCAGGGUGGAUCGGGCAUCAACGAGUACAUCGCCGAACAGCUAGAUCCCACACUAUCCUGGGACGAUGUAAAGUGGCUGCUCGGCUUUACCAAGCUGCCCGUCAUCGUAAAAGGCAUCCUUACGUGCGAAGACGCCAUCAUCGCGGCCGACCUAGGCGUGCAGGGCAUAUUCGUAUCGAACCAUGGCGCACGGCAACUGGAUUCCGUCCCCGCAUCGAUUGAAGCAUUACCGGAAAUUGUAGCCGCCGUUGGUGAUCGGGUGGAAAUAUUUCUCGAUGGAGGCAUCAGCCAAGGGACGGAUGUGUUUAAGGCGUUAGCACUCGGUGCACGAAUGGUGUUCUUCGGUCGGCCAGCACUCUGGGGAUUGGCCGUCAAUGGCCAGGCGGGUGUUGAGCACGUGCUGGAUAUAUUGCGGAACGAGUUGGAUCUAACGAUGGCGCUGGCUGGUUGCAAAACGCUCGCGGAUAUCACAAAGGACUAUGUGGUUCAUGAGAAUUAUUACAGUAAGCUUUAGAUCAUUGG